Messenger RNA from Phyllostomus hastatus (greater spear-nosed bat), 834 nucleotides. Its product is annotated as beta-casein-like. Gene Ontology annotation, cellular component: extracellular region. NCBI's taxonomy places the organism in Eukaryota, Metazoa, Chordata, Mammalia, Chiroptera, Phyllostomidae. Bases 1 to 834 code for a protein of 277 amino acids. The record is from RefSeq and is a predicted model, not a curated record. The transcript is spliced from 4 exons.
AUGAGGGUCCUCAUCCUUGCCUGCCUGGUGGCCCUUGCCCUUGCAAUGGAGACUGUACAAAGACUUUCAAGCAGUGAGAUUCUGUCUCUUUCUCUCCAGGAUAAACACCAGGAGAAAAUCCAGUCCCCUAUCCAGCCACAGGCUCUUGUCUAUCCUUUUGCUGAGCCCAUCCCCUACACUGUCCUUCCACAAAAUGUCCUGCCUCUUGCUCAGCCUGCUAUGGUGCUGCCUGUCCUUCAGCCUGAAGUGAUUCAAGGUUCCAAUUCUAAGGCAACCAUCUUUCCUAAUCGCCACAUGAUGCCAUUUCUUAAAUCUCCAGUAGUGCCAUUUUUUCAACGCCAAAUCCAAAAUCUCCCACAGCUUUCUCUGCCUCUGCUCCAGCCCUUGAUGCACCAGGUGCCCCAGCCUCUUAUUCAGACUCCCAUGCUUCCUACUCAGGCCCUCCUGUCCCUUUCUCAGCCCAAAGCCCUGCCUCUUUCCCAGCAAGUGAUCCCUUACUGGCAGAGAGAUACGCUCAACCAAAAGCCUCUGCUUGAGCCUACUCAGGUGUUUUACCCUGUGACUGAACCUAUUGCUACAAUCUACAACUUACAACAAUCUUAUGUCCUAACUUUUAAGGAACGUUGCAAAACAUGCCAUCAAGGAGUACAACUUCUUGUGGCAUCACAGAAGGAGUUUGGCAGCUUCCUGGGCUGCUGCCAACAGGGAGUAGCAAUUGCCAAGGUACAGCCCAUGGCCAAAGUUACAGAGUACCUACCACCUAACACCCUCGGACCUGGUGCAGCCCCUAUUGAUGAUGCUCCUUGCUAUUCUCCCGUGUCUUUAACUUGCUGA